Molecule: messenger RNA, 1521 nt
Organism: Leopardus geoffroyi (Geoffroy's cat)
Lineage: Eukaryota; Metazoa; Chordata; Mammalia; Carnivora; Felidae
Gene: CLDN5
Product: claudin 5
Exons: 1
Coding region: 205-861 (218 amino acids)
Biological process (GO): bicellular tight junction assembly; cell adhesion
Cellular component (GO): plasma membrane; bicellular tight junction
Molecular function (GO): structural molecule activity
Source: RefSeq, a predicted model, not a curated record
GCCCCCCCAGUAGGCGCCCGCAGUUCUGAGGCGGUGGAGCAGACUUGCUGGAGCGGCGGACGCGAGGCGGUGAGCCGGCAGUGAGCCGGGCGCAGAGGCACCAGGGCCCUCUCAGGCUACAAAGCCGCUCCACCGAGGCACCGCCGCGCCCUCCCGGAGGCCCGGAGGCCCGGGGGCCGUCGGGCGCCCAUCUCGCCUUCAGCCAUGGGGUCGGCCGCGCUGGAGAUCCUUGGCCUGGUGCUGUGCCUGGUGGGCUGGGUGGGCCUGAUCCUGGCGUGCGGGCUUCCCAUGUGGCAGGUGACUGCCUUCCUGGACCACAACAUCGUGACGGCGCAGACCACCUGGAAGGGGCUGUGGAUGUCGUGCGUGGUGCAGAGCACCGGGCACAUGCAAUGCAAGGUGUACGAUUCGGUGCUGGCGCUGAGCACCGAGGUGCAGGCGGCGCGGGCGCUCACCGUGGGCGCCGUGUUGCUGGCGCUCGUCGCGCUUUUCGUGACCCUGGCGGGCGCGCAGUGCACUACCUGCGUGGCCCCAGGCCCGGCCAAAGCGCGCGUGGCCCUCACAGGCGGCGCGCUCUACGCGCUCUGCGGGCUGCUGGCGCUCGUUCCGCUCUGCUGGUUCGCCAAUAUCGUGGUCCGUGAGUUCUACGACCCGACCGUGCCCAUGUCGCAGAAGUACGAACUGGGCGCGGCGCUGUACAUUGGCUGGGCCGCUUCGGCGCUGCUCAUGUGCGGCGGCGGCCUCGUGUGCUGCGGCGCCUGGGUCUGCGCUGGCCGCCCCGACUUCAGCUUCCCGGUCAAGUACUCCGCUCCGCGGCGGCCCACGGCCAGCGGCGACUAUGACAAGAAGAACUACGUCUGAGGGCGCUGGACUCGGCGGGGCCCCUCACGCCGGCCACUCCCGCAAGCGGGACGACUGGCCAGGGGCGUCGUGCAUGGACCGCAGCCUAUGCUAGGUGGUGCGGCGCACAGUCUCCGCGGAAUGGCCGGUUCUGCCCCUGGACGCGGCGCACCGGCCGACUGAGACCUUUCACGCGCCCGCAGCCCGUUCUCCUCUACGGCCACUAGCCGGGCCCUGCCCGGAACAAGAGCCACGCACUUGGAAGGACUUGCUCGGUUUCUUUUUCGGUGCGCAGAACUUGCUCCGAUGUGAGUGGGGCGCAGGUUCCUUAGGCUGAAUGGACAAUGGACCGAAAUGCCGCUUUCCUCCCCAACCCUCAGGGUCUUGGAUGCCGCCAUCCUCCCCAGCGGCUCCUGCUGAUUCCAGCCAGGCAGACGGAAAGCCCAGGGACCCCAGCCUGGACUGCCGGAGGGCUGUAUACAACCGACCUUUACCCCAAGAUCGGGGCCUGAGCCCAGGGGGCCUUGAAAGACUUGGCCUGGACCUCCCUGCCUCACCCCGGCAGCUCCCCAGGAGAGGAUUAUGGGCACUAGAUCCUGCGUGGGGAGCCAGGGCCCUGCCCUCCUUUGCAGCUUGUGGGGGAGGGUAAGAAUUUGCUUAGUAAAUGGUUUGAAUACCCUC